This is a messenger RNA of Exserohilum turcica Et28A, 999 nucleotides long. RefSeq lists its product as uncharacterized. Gene Ontology annotation, biological process: regulation of transcription by RNA polymerase II; positive regulation of DNA-templated transcription, elongation. The transcript is spliced from 2 exons. The coding region runs from base 1 to 999 and encodes 332 amino acids. Gene Ontology annotation, molecular function: cyclin-dependent protein serine/threonine kinase activator activity. The record is from RefSeq and is a predicted model, not a curated record. NCBI's taxonomy places the organism in Eukaryota, Fungi, Ascomycota, Dothideomycetes, Pleosporales, Pleosporaceae. Gene Ontology annotation, cellular component: nucleus; cyclin/CDK positive transcription elongation factor complex.
AUGGUCUCGACCACUGCCGGUGCGGUACCGCCGCAGCGUGAGCCUCCGCGACCGCCGCCUCCCGCUGUAGUCGAGGCCGAAAUGCAGUGGAUAUUCACCGAGGAAGAGCUACUUCUAGCCCCGUCCAUCACGGAUGGCAUGCCUGCCGAAGAGGAGCGCACCCUGAGGCGGAAAGGUGUAGGCUUCAUUCUCCAGGUCGGCAUGAUGCUCAAACUCCCGCAAACGACACUCAGCACGGCUGCUGUUUUCUUCAACCGCUAUCUGAUGCGGAUGAGCCUGAAGGCCCGACCCGGUUACAAACCGCUGCAUCAUUAUCAAAUCGCCGCAACCGCGCUAUUCCUCGCUACCAAGGUCGAGGAGAACUGUCGCAAGAUGAAAGAGCUCGUGGUAUCAUGCGUCCGAGUUGCGCUCAAAGACCCCAACAAGCUUGUCGAUGAGCAAACAAAAGACUUUUGGAAAUGGCGCGACACUAUCCUGUACAGCGAGGAUGUUUUACUCGAGGCCCUGUGCUUUGAUCUCAAUGUCGAAUCACCAUACAAGACCAUGUACGACAUGAUGAAGUACUAUGGGGUUGAACAUAACAAGAAGCUGCGCAACUCUGCAUGGGCUUUUCUCUCCGACUCGACAUCGACGCAAAUGUGCCUGCUGUUCACGUCAAGAACAAUUGCUGCAGCCUCACUAUAUGCGGGUGCGCGCAUGGCCGAGGUCGAGUUGAGUGACGACGAGGGCAAGCCCUGGUGGGAGAUACAACAUGUGCAGCUGCGCGAUAUCCGCCGAGCAUGCAACCUGAUGGCCGAUCUAUACGAAAAGACUCCCGACAAAGAUGGCGAGCCUAGCAUGUACGCCGGGCUUAGAACACCCGAUGAUGGUAUCGACUUUGGAGACACACCUAGGAGUAUGGAGGGCGUCCAGACGACGAACCAGAGUCAACCUGCUAACGGCACGGGAGACGGCAAUGCGACUGAAAGAGGCAGCGAAGAGGGCGAGUUGGAUGGCUAG